Molecule: messenger RNA, 1872 nt
Organism: Drosophila persimilis
Lineage: Eukaryota; Metazoa; Arthropoda; Insecta; Diptera; Drosophilidae
Product: zinc finger BED domain-containing protein 1
Exons: 3
Coding region: 46-1866 (606 amino acids)
Molecular function (GO): protein dimerization activity; DNA binding
Source: RefSeq, a predicted model, not a curated record
GAUGUGAACAACAUCCGCAAAACGUAGGAAUUUGAUACAAAAACUAUGAGCAAGAAAAGCAAUGUCUGGCAGUUUUUCUACAAGGCCAACGAUACGGUGGCCACAUGCUGUCUAUGCAACAGAAAUUACUCGAGAAAGGGCAGAGGCACCACCUGCCUGAGGAACCAUUUGAAAAGCAAGCACCCUGUGGAGUUUCAAACACUCGCCGAAGAUAUCAGGUGCUUAGUGAAAAGAGAAGUAACUUAUAGGUUGCCACAGCAUCCUACAUCACAAUUGGAACUGAAACUGCAUAAGAUCGCUCCUGAUCCCUUGGAAAUGGACAAUGAAGAUCAGUUGUUUGCGCGCUGUGACGAACAUUUGGCGCAAAUGUUUCUCAAUCACUCCUUCGACUUGAUAGAAGGCCCCGGAUUCAUAAACUUUGUGAAAGUUUUGCACUCGGGAUAUGUGAUCAAAGCGAGGGGCUACUAUGAGAAUAUAUUGUGCCGCGAUAUCCACAAUAGACUUCACGUUCAGGUGAAGCAGCAGGUGGAUCUGCUAGGUGCUAUAUCGCUGAGCACCAGUCUCUGGUGGGCCAAUAACGAUGGCCUGCUUAGCCUCUCGUGUUUUGGUGUCACGAGUGAUUUCAAGGCUCAGCGAUUUACGCUCAAAUGCGAGGCUCUUAGCUAUGAGGACACCGACAGAGUGGCCUAUUGUAUUCAGGGUUUGAUCUCAGGUUUGGAUAUGGAGCUUUCCAGAGAGAAGGUUCAUUGCAUUAUCCGAGAUGAGGCAACUGCUCUGGCCGGAGCACUUCCCGACUGCUCUGUCUCACGCCUGCAAAUGUGUGUGAGAUUCGCCUUGCAAGAGAACCAACAGCUCCAGAAUCUCUACUCGAAAUGCAAGCAAAUUGUUGAGCAUUUUGCGUCCUCCACGAUGGCCCAGGAGCAGCUGAAAUUCAUUCAAGAGAUUCGCCUUAAACAAGAGCCGUGCUCAAUCAUCGCCGAAAGUCCCUUGAGAUGGAACUCCAUUUUCGACAUUAUGGGCCGUGUGCUCAAGAUGAAGGACGCUCUCUCGCUGUACGCCGAGGAAAAUAGUCUGGUCCAAAUCUAUCCAGAUGAAUGGCUGGACAUUGAUUUGUGCAAGAAAGUAAUGCAGCCUUGCGAGGAGAUCAUCAAAAUGUGGAGCGAUUCUUCAACGACCGCCUCUUCGGUGAUUCCGCUUGUGGCUGCCUUGAGGGAUUCUCUUCGAACAGAUGUCCACAAUUUUGUGUCCUCAGUGACCAUUUGCAGCUUUGCCCGUAAACUGCUAGAAGAACUGGAAAUGAAGUUCUCUCAUAUUACCACAGAUAUAAAAUAUCUGGUGGCCACAUAUUUGGAUCCGCGCUACAAGCAAGCCUUCUUCAACGAUCGCGAAGAGCAACUGGUCACCAACGAAGUGCUGCAGCAGCUAACCAGCAUCCAAGGAAACGACGAGGGUCAGCCUUCUUUGCAAAAAGUUAAAAUAUCUUCUUCGCAAAUUAAAAAUGAAUCAAAGAUUGAUACCAUUUUGGAUAAUAUACUGGCCUCUGGCUCUGCCCAUAAUCAGACAGCCACCACAUCCUUUAGCUCUCAGUCGCAGUUUAAGAACCUCCUAUAUCUAUACAACUCCGAGCCAAGAAUUGAGAGGAGCAUGGAUCCUUUGAUUUGGUGGAAAACAAACAUCAAAUACAGCCCCCUGUAUAGGAUUGUUCGGCAGUUUCUUUCCGCUCCGGCAGCGAGUGCGUCCAACGAGGCAUUGUUUGGCGAAUCUUCACAUUUGUAUAGUGAUAUGCAGGGGCAUUUGAGUCCCGAAAGUGUAUCCAAAAUAUUGUUCAUCAAGUCCAACUCUAAGGUCUCCGACAACAGAGUGUAAAAGCUG